This is a messenger RNA of Sclerotinia sclerotiorum 1980 UF-70, 1350 nucleotides long. RefSeq lists its product as hypothetical. The transcript is spliced from 3 exons. Gene Ontology annotation, cellular component: fungal-type cell wall. Gene Ontology annotation, molecular function: hydrolase activity, hydrolyzing O-glycosyl compounds; glycosyltransferase activity. The coding region runs from base 1 to 1350 and encodes 449 amino acids. NCBI's taxonomy places the organism in Eukaryota, Fungi, Ascomycota, Leotiomycetes, Helotiales, Sclerotiniaceae. The record is from RefSeq and is a predicted model, not a curated record. Gene Ontology annotation, biological process: carbohydrate metabolic process; fungal-type cell wall organization.
AUGGUGGGAACAUCAAAAUUGUUGGCCGGUUUGGCUUCAGCUUCAGUGGCAUUUGCUGCUUGUAGUCUUGACAGUCAUUGUCCUGAAAAUGCUCCAUGUUGCUCUCAAUAUGGAGAAUGUGGUACUGGAGCAUAUUGUCUCGGAGGUUGUGAUCCACGAAUGUCAUUUUCCCUCGAUUCCUGCGUACCCGAACCCGUCUGCGAAAGUGCUUCAUAUACUUUUACGAGCAUGGAUGGUAUAACUUCAAACACAAAAUAUUUGGGAGAUUCUUCAAAGACAAAUUGGGUUUAUAGUGGAGAUCCAGUUAUUUAUAAUGAUAAUGUGUUGUUGACCAUGCCGGCGAAUUCGGUCGGGACAGUUAUGGCUUCUUCAACUUAUAUGUGGUAUGGAAAUGUCAAGGCAAAGUUUAAGACGAGUAGAGGUCAGGGUGUGAUCACGGCUUUUAUUCUCUUCUCGGAUGUUAAGGAUGAAAUUGAUUAUGAAUUUGUUGGUUCGGAAUUGACUACUGCUCAAUCCAAUUACUAUUUCCAGGGUAUUACAAAUUACGAUAAUGAGCUCAACAUCACUCUUUCCGAUACAUACGCCAAUUACCACACUUACGAAAUUGAUUGGACCCCUGAUCAGAUUACUUGGCUUGUAGAUGGACAAGUCGGACGUACAAAGAAGCGCUCAGAUACUUGGAAUGCAACCGCGAACCAAUGGAACUAUCCACAAACUCCUGCUAGAGUCCAACUUUCUCUCUGGCCUGGUGGUCUUUCCACCAAUGGGGCUGGAACUAUCGCUUGGGCAGGUGGUUUAAUCGACUGGGAUUCUGAAGAUAUCAAGAACAACGGUUACUAUUAUGCCUCAUUUGAAUCUGUCAACAUCUCAUGCUACAAUGCAAAGUCUGCUCCAGGAACCAAUUCCGGAAAGUCGUAUUAUUAUAACAAUGCUCUAGGAACCAACAAUACUGUGGUUGAUUCUAAUAAUGCCACCAUUCUUUCAUCCCUCUUGGCUACGGGAUCAAACAUGACUGCAGGAGCAUCACCAGCUGCUUCUGGUUCCACACCUGCUUCCACGGCCGCAACUGUUCCUGGACUCACAGGUACCAAUGGUGGAGGUGUUGCAGAUACACAUUCUGAUGGUGGUGGUAGCAGUAGUGAUUCCAGCUCAGGAUCAGCAACAUCAUCAUCCAGUACUUCUUCUUCAACUGGUAGUACUGUAUUUUCUCAAGGAGAUGGCUCUUCUUCUUCUUCCUCCUCCUCAUCUAGCAAAAGUGGUGCCGACAGUAUGAUUGCGAAUACAGAACGAAUACUAAAAGGCAGUAUAUUCGCAGGUAUUGUGGCAGUUAUUGCCAUGAUGUCUUUGUAA